GGCUUCAUUCCUAGCUAGCUAGUCGCACUAGCAUCUAGCCUCAUACUUCACAUAGAUAGAGAUGGGUGUUUUCCUUCUUCAAUUCAAACCUUUUGUUUGUGCCCUUACAUUUGCUUUGAGCUCUUUGCUUCUCUUGCUGGAGCUCGCGAACGCGCAACAAAGCGGCGUCACCCGCCACUACAAAUUCGACAUCGUGAUGACGAAUGUGACACGUCUUUGCCACACAAAGAGCAUGGUGACCGUCAACGGCCAGUUCCCAGGGCCGAAGAUCAUUGCUAGAGAAGGCGAUCGCGUUGUCGUGAAGGUGGUAAACCAUGUCCAAAGCAACAUCACCAUACACUGGCACGGAAUUCGACAGCUACGAAGUGGUUGGGCCGAUGGGCCAGCCUACAUAACCCAAUGCCCGAUCCAAACGGGCCAAAGCUACGUGUACAACUUCACAAUAGUGGGCCAAAGAGGAACUCUUUUUUGGCACGCCCAUAUCUCGUGGUUAAGGGCCACUGUUUAUGGGCCCAUUAUUAUUCUACCAAAACGUGGCGUUCCUUACCCAUUCACCAAACCAUACAAAGAAGUCCCAAUCAUCUUUGGGGAGUGGUGGAAUGUGGACACGGAGGCCGUUAUAAACCAGGCUCUUCAAACGGGUGGGGGCCCAAAUGUCUCGGAUGCUUACACUCUUAACGGGCUUCCCGGCCCAUUAUAUAAUUGCUCUGCUAAAGAUACAUUCAAACUGAAGGUGAAGCCCGGGAAAACGUAUCUCCUGCGCAUGAUCAACGCUGCACUCAACGACGAGCUUUUCUUCGGCAUCGCCAACCACACCCUCACCGUCGUCGAUGUCGACGCCGUCUACGUCAAGCCCUUCGACACGAAAACCCUUGUCAUCGCCCCCGGCCAAACCACAAAUGUCCUCCUCCGCACCGAGCCGACGUAUCCGAGCGCCAACUUCUUCAUGCCCGCGCGGCCCUACGUCACCGGCCAGGGCACUUUCGACAACUCCACCGUCGCAGGCCUCCUCGAAUACGAAAAUCCCAGCUCCCCCUUAUCCCCUUCCUUCAACAAAAACCUCCCUCUCUUCAAACCGACCCUCCCUCCGCUCCGCGACACGUCUUUCGUCACCAACUUCACCAACAAGCUGCGCAGCCUAGCAACAGCGCAGUUUCCGGCCAACGUGCCUCGAACCGUGGACCGGCGCUUCUUCUUCACGGUCGGGCUCGGUUCGAGCCCGUGCCCGGCGAACAGAACAUGCCAAGGUCCGAACGGCACGAAAUUCGCCGCCGCCAUCAACAACGUCUCAUUCGCAGUGCCGACGACGGCUCUUCUACAAGCGCACUUUUUCGGGCGAUCGAGAGGCGUGUAUAGCCCGAACUUUCCGAUCGUGCCCCUGUCGCAGUUCAACUACACGGGGACGGCGCCGAGCAACACACUGGUGAGCAACGGAACGAAGGUGGUGGUGUUACCGUUUAACACUAGUGUGGAGUUAGUUAUGCAGGAUACUAGUGUACUAGGCGCGGAGAGCCACCCCUUGCACCUGCACGGGUUCAAUUUCUUUGUAGUGGGUCAAGGGUUCGGGAAUUACGACCCGGUGAACGACCCGGCUCGGUUCAAUUUGGUCGACCCGGUCGAGAGGAACACAGUCGGGGUCCCAUCGGGAGGUUGGGUCGCAAUCCGAUUCCAAGCCGAUAAUCCCGGUGUGUGGUUCAUGCAUUGUCACUUCGAGGUGCACACCAGUUGGGGUUUGAAGAUGGCGUGGUUGGUGCUCAAUGGGAACCGUCCAGAUCAGAAGCUGCCUCCUCCACCGUCCGAUCUUCCCAAGUGCUAAUUUGUUAACUCAUCUUCUUCUUUUUUUUCUUUUUUUUUUCAUUGUCUUUCUAUGAUGGAUUUGGUUAAGCUUUGGACCUUAACCUGUCUUAAUUAGUACCCUUUUGUUUUCCUAUUUGAGUUCAUUUUUCUCUUUU
Molecule: messenger RNA, 1952 nt
Organism: Ananas comosus (pineapple)
Lineage: Eukaryota; Viridiplantae; Streptophyta; Magnoliopsida; Poales; Bromeliaceae
Product: laccase-4-like
Exons: 6
Coding region: 62-1816 (584 amino acids)
Biological process (GO): lignin catabolic process
Cellular component (GO): apoplast
Molecular function (GO): copper ion binding; hydroquinone:oxygen oxidoreductase activity
Source: RefSeq, a predicted model, not a curated record